Molecule: messenger RNA, 1956 nt
Organism: Ctenocephalides felis (cat flea)
Lineage: Eukaryota; Metazoa; Arthropoda; Insecta; Siphonaptera; Pulicidae
Product: zinc finger protein 791-like
Exons: 12
Coding region: 1-1956 (651 amino acids)
Biological process (GO): regulation of transcription by RNA polymerase II
Cellular component (GO): nucleus
Molecular function (GO): RNA polymerase II transcription regulatory region sequence-specific DNA binding; DNA-binding transcription factor activity, RNA polymerase II-specific
Source: RefSeq, a predicted model, not a curated record
AUGAUCGGGAACGUAAUUCAUUCUGCAUUUGGGUUUCAAGUCAAUCAAUUUGAAGCAGUAGACGCCAGUCAUGUAUUUUCUGAAAAACUUUAUAGUUCUCCAAAUUCGGCUUAUUCUAACCAAAUUCGGAAACUAGAAAGAAAAAAUGAAUGUCCACAGUGUUCGAAAACAUAUACUUUGAGUAAAAAUAUGAAAGCGCAUAUGAAAUUUGAAUAUAUAAAACUCCAUGUGCAGAGGCAGCUUAUGGUCAAUACUCAGCCUCGUCCCUGCAGCCGUUGUUUUCUGGUAUUUAGGGAUGAAUUGGCUUUGCUCCACCACAAAAAAUAUUGGUGUGCAGAAACCGAAGAAAAGGAUCCACUUAAAUUUUCACAAUCAUUUAAUUUACCAAAACGCGUGUCAAUUGAAGAAAAGUGUUACAAGUGUCCGAAUUGUCCCCGAACGUAUGUGGGUCCUGGACCUCUCAAUCGCCAUAUUACUUAUGAAUGUGGCAAGGAACCGCAAUUUCAGUGUCCUCAUUGUGCUUAUAAAUGUCAUAUCAAGAGCAAUAUGAAGUCUCAUAUUGUUAGAAGACACAGUAAUUCUGUGGCAGAAAGUACCCUAACUGCAUCCCAAUUCUUCUGCAAUUAUGCAUGUGAGAAGUGUUUUAAAUUCUUCCCUGGAUUGGUCGCCCUGAGUGCCCACACUGCGGUCUGCCCUGGACCAUUGGCACUGCCAAAACCCCGAAACGAUUUGUCAUUUACAAGAAGAUACAAGUGUGAAAAUUGUCCAAAGGCUUAUGUGCACUCAAGAAAUCUUCAAAGACACGUGAAAUAUGAAUGUGGAAAAGAGCCUCAGUUUUCGUGUGGACAUUAUCCUAUGUUUGUGCUACCUACACCUACUAAAUCAAAACCAUAUAAAAGAUGUGGGCAUUAUCCUAGGUUUGUGCCAUCUACAUCAUCAAGAGCAAAACCUUCUAAAAGAUGUAGAUAUUGCUACAGAAAUGGAGUUAGGAAGGAGUCGCGUUAUUUGUGUUCUGCAUGUGAUGUUGCACUUUGUUACCGCAGUAAUUUGACUGAAAAAUACUCAUAUGCCAAGAAAAAUUCUAUGAAACUUCCUCAAGAUCCUUUAGACCUCCAAAUCCACACAUUGAAUAACAAUUUACCAAAUACUUAUGCACAUCAUUUUUUAGUUCGAAUUCCAGCCAAGGGUUCAUCAGGAAGAAAAACAACAAAGAUGUGCACAGUUUGUUCUAAGAAUGGAAUUACUAAGAAAACUUUAUAUUGCUGCCCUUUCUGCAAUGUGGCCCUAUGCGCUAUUACCAAAUUGCGCUUAAAAGCACUUUCCAUAACUACAGCCCUUAUACCAAAUGUUCACUUUGCAACAAAUUUUUCCGAAAUGAAAGCGAAUGGAUCGAACACAUCAGUCAACCUUGUUUAUAUAAAAGCCUUCGUAUUAGGAAAACCGCAUCAGAUCUUCUUGUCGCCCAACUACAUAUCUAAUUUUGACCCUUUAGACAGGAGGAGCUUUCAACCAAAAAAUCCAUGUCCCAAAUGUUCAAAAUCAUAUGUUCACGCCCAAGAUUUAAAAAGACAUUUACGAUAUGAAUGUGGAAUGCCACCUCAGUUUCCUCAAGCGACAGGACUUCCAUCAGAAUUUCUACCAGGACAUCAAUUCAACAAUCCAUCAUCUCAAAAGUAUCAAUGCUCAAAAUGUUGGAGUAAUUUUGGUGAUUUUGUCGAAUUUCAAAAUCAUACUCAAUAUGGUUGCCGAUUUUUUUCGGGGCAGGACAGGUCGACGGUCGCAGGUCAACAUGUUUGCCCUGAUUGCGCAUCUAAAUUUUCGCCAGAAUGCUGCAUCGAGUUGCUGGAAGAUAAGGUCCUAAUUGGUACAGGGCACAAAUGGUUAACUAUUAAUAAAGGUGCAGGUCGUAAAAGAUUCCCUGUUUUUAAGGAACCAAAACAAAGACCUGUCGCAUAA